GUCUCUCUACUCGAUUAGUUGUGAAGCUAUGGAUACGUAAACCACGCUAUAUUGAGCACUAGCAUUUAUAUAAAUAAAAUACAAAAAAAGUACAAAAAUAGUAUGUUUUGAUUACGGUUUUAUGGCCUACAAUCUAAAUUUGUGAUAUUGGAAUUAUUUAUAACAAAAUAAUAUACAGAACUCGCUCUCUAACUAACUGUGCUCUCUCCUCGUCUCUGUGUGUUUUGUGUUUUCCGUCAACGUCAAAUAUUUGUCGUCGCUCGGAAGAAAAAAUCAAUAUUCGUGCAGCGAGAAAUAAAAGCAAAAACAUACAAAUAUAAAAUAGACUUUUGUCUUGAAUCUCGAAAAAUACUUCAACAAGCAGAGAACUGGUGGGGAAACUUGAGUUUUUCAACAAAAAGAGAAAAAUUGUCAAGUUUGAUACUCGAGAACGUAAAACAACGACAACAAGUAAAACAACAACAGCAGAAUGGCAAAUGUAGCAACCCAAUUGAGAUACAUGCCACCUUGCAGUAGGCCAACAGCGACAGCAGCAACGACGACAACAACAUUGAAUCAACUGGUGGAUCAGGUUGAUAACAGCACCAGUCCGUCGUUAAUCUUUAAAGCGUGUCUGGUCAACAGAAUGAACGAUAAAUAUCAUCGCGAGGACGAACGCCUGCGAACCUUCGACAACUGGCGCGUCGUCUUUCUCGACAAGAAGGAUCUCGCUAUGACGGGAAUGUUCUUUACCAAUCAGGAGGAUAAGGUCAAAUGCUAUUUCUGUGAGGUGGAAAUCGGACGCUGGGAACGCGACGAUCAUCCGGUGCAGGAGCAUCUCCGCUGGUCCCCAAAUUGUCCGUUGUUGCGUCGUCGGACCACCAACAAUGUGCCCAUCAAUGCCGAUGCCCUCGAGCGUGUCCUGCCCCCCAUGAGCUAUGACAUAUGCGGUUCCAACGACAAUCACAGUGCAACCACGGCGCUGGAGGUGCGCGAACACGCCUACUCCGAGGGCCGGCAGAUGAAUGCGCCCAAUUUCAGGGCGGCGAUGCAGUUUGUCGGCGCCCCUGCGGCACCUGCCACGAUGCCCACGAUGAUGCAGUCGUCGGCGGCGGUGGAGCCGUGCAGCCAACGGAUGGCCACACACAAUGGCAAUUACUAUCCCGAGUAUCCGGAGUAUGCCAUCGAGACGGCGCGUCUGCGCAGCUUCGAGGAUUGGCCGCGCAACAUGAAGCAGAAGCCGCAGCAGCUCGCCGAGGCGGGUUUCUUCUACACCGGCGUCGGGGAUCGUGUGCGUUGCUUCAGCUGUGGCGGUGGCCUCAAGGAUUGGGACGACAACGACGAACCCUGGGAGCAGCAUGCUCUGUGGCUCAAGGAUUGCCGUUUCGUCAAGCUGAUCAAGGGUCAGUUGUACAUCGACAUGGUGACAGCCAAGGACAAGGCCAAGCAAGAAGCCACAAGCUCAUCGCUGGCAGUCGAGGAAGAGGAGGAGAAACCGAACUCAAUUCCCAGCAUCGACAGCACACCAUCAUCGUCAUCGUCAGCUGUCACCACAGUGGCUGCCGUUGCUCCCAUGACUGUGGAGCAAGAGCAGACGGAAGAUGUCGCUGGCGAUGUGGCGCCUCCGAGCGCUGCCAAUCGCAUCUUCAACAAGAUCAUCGCUCAAGGCUGUGCCGAUGGGCAAGUUCAAAAGAACUCAACAUCAACAUCCGCUGCCAUUCCCGAGGAGAAGCUCUGCAAGAUCUGCUACGGCGCCGAGUACAACACGGCGUUUUUGCCCUGCGGUCAUGUGGUGGCCUGUGCCAAGUGCGCCUCGUCGGUCACCAAGUGUCCGUUGUGCCGGAAACCCUUCACCGAUGUCAUGCGUGUAUAUUUUUCUUAAACAAUAAUGAGGCUAUGCUCGGGCCAUGUAAUAUACAACAAAUAAAAAUGAUGAAAAACA
Messenger RNA from Drosophila albomicans, 1921 nucleotides. It is a transcript of the gene Diap1, whose product is annotated as death-associated inhibitor of apoptosis 1. Gene Ontology annotation, biological process: negative regulation of apoptotic process; regulation of cell cycle; positive regulation of protein ubiquitination. Lineage: Eukaryota; Metazoa; Arthropoda; Insecta; Diptera; Drosophilidae. Gene Ontology annotation, cellular component: nucleus; cytoplasm. The transcript is spliced from 2 exons. The coding region runs from base 470 to 1861 and encodes 463 amino acids. Gene Ontology annotation, molecular function: ubiquitin protein ligase activity; cysteine-type endopeptidase inhibitor activity involved in apoptotic process. The record is from RefSeq and is a predicted model, not a curated record.